Molecule: messenger RNA, 1853 nt
Organism: Vanessa tameamea
Lineage: Eukaryota; Metazoa; Arthropoda; Insecta; Lepidoptera; Nymphalidae
Product: probable serine hydrolase
Exons: 3
Coding region: 183-1175 (330 amino acids)
Source: RefSeq, a predicted model, not a curated record
UUGAAAUAUGAGAUUAUAGCAGUUUUACAGAUUAAUCAUCUGUUAUAUAACUUUUAACGUAAAGGCUCUGAGAAGUGAUAGAGUUAAUGACAUUUUGUUUUGCAUGUAUAACAUAAAAUAAGUACAUUGAUUGUAGUUCGCUCGAAUAAACACAACGUGAAGUUGUUUCAAAGUGACAAGCAAUGGCUAAAAAACUGCUAUACCCUACAAUAUUAAACCCUAAUAACUUGUUUAUAAGACCUAUAUUGAAAAAUAUUCAGGUUAAACACAUUCAUACUGAGACUCCUGUAAAAGAAAUUCAAAUUCCUGUAAAAUGGGGACACGUAGCAGCAAAAUUGUGGGGUGGAGAAAACGAGAAACCGAUACUUGCUUUGCAUGGUUGGCAAGAUAAUGCUGGAACCUGGGAUACUCUAGCGCCAAGGCUUUGCAAUAAGCGUCCCAUAUUAGCAAUUGAUUUUCCUGGCCAUGGACUUUCAUCCUGGAUUCCGGAAGGGAUGCAGUACUACACGUGGGAUCUAGCUCGCUUUAUUCUGUAUUUAAAGGAAUAUUUUAAAUGGGACAAAGCAUCACUACUGUCUCACUCUAUGGGCUCCAUAGCUGGAAUGCGAUUCGCGAGUGUUUUUCCAGACGAGGUUGAUUUUUUCAUCGCAGUCGAUAGUCUUAUUUACGACGAUUACGAUUUAAAUCAAAUAGUAGAAAAUUUCCCUAAGAUUUUACGCAAAAUAGAAAAAACUCAAUCGUUAAAAGGAGAACCGCCAAGCUACACAAUGGAAGAAAUGAUAAAAAUAUGGCAUUUAGGGACUAGGAAAUCAGUUUCUAUGGAAAGCGUUCCAUAUCUCAUUAAACGCGGAGCGAAAGCGUCAACUAUUAACCCUAAUAAGUACUAUUUUUCAAGAGAUCCUAGACUAAAACAUACUUUAUUUUGCGUUGAAGAUAAAAAAUUUGUAGAGGCACUCGUCAAAAGAUUAAAAUGCCCAACACUUUAUCUUAAAGCAAUAGAUUCGCCUUACGCUUCAGACGAGCAUUCGGUGGAAAUGCGAGAAGUGCUUGCUCAAAACAAUAGUGAAUUUGAGUGUCAUUUUUUACCUGGUACUCACCACGUGCACUUAAAUAAUUCCGAACUAGUGCUGCCUAUUAUUUUAAAAUUUUUAGAAAAAUAUAAUUUUGUCAAGUAGUUAAUACAAUUAUAUUUUUCUAAAAAUUUAAUACAGCAAAAUAAUAGUGUGAAAUGAUUUCAGUAUUUAUUUGCAACUAUUGUGAUACGAAUAUUAAUAACUUUCUAAUGGAUUAUUUAUUUUUGUAUAUUGAUAUAGUUUUACACAAAACCAAUAGUACUAUAGUUUUUGUAAACUUGCAUUUAGAAUUAAGCAAUAAAAUAAUAUUUAACAUUACAAAACAUGUGCAAUAUUCUUAGGCAAGUAUUUAUAUUAUCAAUAAAAUAAGUUAUUAAAUAUAUUAACAUGUUUAUUUUAUAUUGCAAUUUAAACAAUAACAUAAUCGUUCAUAUUCUGAUGUUAAUUUGUACCAUCACUGUCAAAGGAGACAUCUAUACUCGAAGAAUAACUAUUAGUAGAAUCACAAACAUGUGCUCCUUUUCGUACUGGCAAUACUUUAAUGAGUGCAUCUUGCCAUGACAUACCUUCACACACUCUGAGCACAAUCUCAAAUACUGUAACAAAAAUUGUUAUUUUUUUUAUUACAUAAGAUCUGACUUGAUAUACUAAAUGCCAACCUUGUAACAUUAUAUCAUUUUUUAUUUGGUAUUUUUUAUAAUCUGUCAUGGCUAAUCAUUAUUAUUAAGUCAAUUUGCUAAAAAUAUUUCAAUAAAGUGGUACUUAAAACCUUGUAACAAU